GGCACAGUCAACUUAGUGUUUGUAAACUUCUGACCCACUGGAAUUGUGAUACAGUGAGUUAUAAGUGAAAUAAUCUGUCUGUAAACAAUUGUUGGAAAAAUUACUUUUGUCAUGCACAAAGUAGAUGUCCAGACCGACUUGCCAAAACUAUACUUUGUUAACAAGACAUUUGUGGAGUGGUUGAAAAAUUAGUUUUAAUGACUUCAACCUAAGUGUGUGUAACCUAUCGACUUUAACUGGGACACUGUACAGAUUAUGCAAAGAGAGAAAAACCUGCUGGAGAAGGGGUCUAGAGAGCUUCCUCAUGAAGGCUACCGUGGAAACAGCGUCUUCAUGGAUGAGCAGGAGUAGAAGUUGUCAGAGGGCAGCUGAUUUACAUUAUGGAUUAUCUCCCCAUGAGGUCCAGGAAAUUUGGUUCAGACUGAUUCUCGUCUUACAUAAAGUGGCACCCUACUCUGAAGCAACUAGUUGGACACGGGGCACACGUUUCAACAGAACAUGUGGAAGAGUUUUUCAGCAAACUAGGAGAGGUGAUAAAUAACUACAGCUUUGAUGGCAAUGACAUAUGGAAUGUUGAUGAGACAGGAAUAACCAAAAUGCAAACAUCUGAUGAAGUGGAUGCGAAACGUGAUACCAAACCGUUUGGAGCAAUCACCUCAGCAGAAAGGGGUACACUCGUGUCAAUGGCAUGUGCUAUAAAUGCAAUGGGAAACUCAAUCCCCCCCAACUUUUGUUUUCCUACGCAAAAGGCCACUUUGUAUGGAAUGAACCAAUUGGAUGUGUUGGAAGUGGAAAUGGAUCUGGCUGGAUGCAGGAAGAUGACUUCUUCAUUUUCCUUGAACACGCAAAACAUACCAAGGUCAGCCUGGAAAGGAAGGAGGUCCUUCACCUUGACAACCACAGAUCACACCUGUCAAUCAGCUCCAUUGACUUCUGUAGGCGCUCUGGCAUAGUCUUGCUUUCUUUCCCCCAACACCGUUCACACAAGCUCCAGCCCCUGGACAGGAGUGUGUACGGGCCAUUGAAAAAAAUGAUGAACUCUGCCAGUGAUGCCUGGAUGAGGGUGAACUCCAGAAAGGCCAUGACCAUAUAUGACAUUCCAGGACUUCCAGGUGCCACAACACCCACCAAUAUACAGGCUGGGUUCAGGUUCACUGGCAUUUGGCCAUACAACCUUGAUAUAUUUCAGGAAUGUGACUUUGCACCCUCACUUGUCACUGAUCAUCCUGCUCCAGCUGACACAAUGGCUUUGCCAGCUGCCUCCCAGGUCACCUCUUCAGCCACCUCUCAGGCCACUGUGCCCAAUACUGUCCAGCCCACCUCUCCAGCUGCCUCCCAGGCCUCCUCUCCAGCUGCCUUCUAGCCCACCUCUCCAGCUGCCUUCCAGGCCACCUCUUCAUCUGCCUUCCAGGCCACUCCUCCAGCCACUUCACAGGGCACCUUCCUACAUGUAUCAGGUUGUCGAUGGGAAACACCUGAUUACUCUUCUAAUUUCAACCCAGUUGAUGUAUGGACAAAAUCAGGGCCCAGGAAAAGGGGUAGGAAGAGGAGAAAAGCUGUGAUUUUGACGAAUACACUCAUCAAGCAGGCACUGGAAGAAGAGCAUAGAGCACACACACACAAACACACACACACCACAAACGUUCAGGUGUUUAGUUUAGCCUAGUUGUUGUUUGGUUGGGAAAGACCAUUUAGCGGAGGGUAAAAUAGUAAACAUUUUAUUAUUUAUAUUUAUUAUUAUUUCUGCCAAACAAAAUGUUGAACAUGGCAAUGUUGCACUCAUGGUCUCAAUAAAGGCAUUCAAUAAUUA
This is a messenger RNA of Oncorhynchus keta (chum salmon), 1810 nucleotides long. RefSeq lists its product as uncharacterized. The record is from RefSeq and is a predicted model, not a curated record. The coding region runs from base 689 to 1363 and encodes 224 amino acids. Gene Ontology annotation, molecular function: DNA binding. The transcript is spliced from 2 exons. Gene Ontology annotation, cellular component: nucleus. NCBI's taxonomy places the organism in Eukaryota, Metazoa, Chordata, Actinopteri, Salmoniformes, Salmonidae.